GUGUCCGGACUUUAUUCCGUUUGCUUCGCCUCUCUUUCAGCUGCGGCUUCAUCAUUUUAUAUUCUCAUACUUUGCUGCCCUCGCCACCUUCUGUCAGAUCACAAGAACCCCACAAAAUGAUACGCCGCUGGACCUGGCGCAGUACGGCAACUGGCAGCCGAUGAUUCAUCCGCAUGAACCCAUCGAUAAAGACAGACUCUCCCUGCUGCUGCAAACCCUUCAGUUUCAUACCCUCAGCCUUGAGAGGUCUCAGGCGACGCAGCGGGACCCGGUGAAUUUUCUGCGUAUUCCUCAAACCCUUUUUCAGUUUGAUUUGAGGGUCCUCCCCAAUGUUAACGAUUUAUUUAUUUUUAAUUUAAUGAGCAAAGCCGACAAAAGCGCUGGCGAGGAGAAGGCGCCCCACCAUCGCAUCCGAAAGGCAGCAAAAACCGCGGGGAGCCGGCGGCUUCUGCUACCACCCAAGGAGGGUUUGAAGAAACCAGCAGAAAACG
Eimeria acervulina is the source of this 491-nucleotide messenger RNA. RefSeq lists its product as hypothetical. The annotation marks the transcript as partial. The transcript is spliced from 7 exons. The record is from RefSeq and is a predicted model, not a curated record. Lineage: Eukaryota; Apicomplexa; Conoidasida; Eucoccidiorida; Eimeriidae.